AACAUAUAAGUACAAGUUCAAUCUUACUAAUUAUUGUUCUUAAUCUAACUUAAACUUAAAACAGCUACAGUUAAAUUGUGAACACAGCAAAAUAGGAAACCACGGAAACAAUGUCGACAACAGAACCGUUCCCUAAGUUUGUAACCUACUUUCACAUAAAACUUAUUUCCUCUUUACAAUACAAUGGCUCAUAGCUUCAGUGUUUUCGCUAACUCAUGUGUAAAAGUGCCCGUGGACCCGGUUACUAAAAUGCCUAAAACUAGUCACGAUCGGAAGGAGAAAACUCUAGUGGGAGCCAGUUCUAUAGACUCUGAAUCCAUCACCAGGUACUCACUGUCUCCCACGGAUAUGGAAGCAGAUAAGUUAAAAGAAUUCUAUCGCAGUAUCCCAGAUUAUAAUGAAAUUGACCAUCUACCACCAGAAGAGUUUUACUCCACAUUAAAACUUCUUAGAGAAAAGAAGAAGCUAAUGCUUGAGCGCACUAUUGAUAAUGUUACGGAUUUACAUAGGCCAGAGCACAUCCAUUUAGAAAGUAUAUUAUACAGAGGGGAGGAAGGUAUAAUACCUUCUUCUGUUGCUAACAAAAAGGUCAAGACAAAGUUUAAUCAAAACCAGAGGAGGAAAUAUUCAGCUGAUAAAAUAGAAAUUAAAAAAACCACCUUAGCAGGGGAGAAAAAUAAUGAAUCUGAAAAGAUUCCGUCAAUCAACAGCGUCAAUGGGACAUGUAUGAAAAGGGAAACAAGAAACCCAAAUUUAAAUGACGACAAAGAAAACGAUUUCAGACUUAUUUCCCCAAAAAAGAACGAAGUUAUCGAUAAAAAUAUGAAUAAGAAUGAAUCAAAACCAAAAAGAAAUCACUCUGCCUGCUCCAUAUCCUGGAAUGACAAUAAGGUGGACAGGAGAGAUGAGAUCGAUGUUAAAUUUAACCAGUAUUUUGACGGGAAAAAUUACGCGUCGAGAAAAAAGAAUUUCGAUGACGAAUUUAAAAUUCGAAGCAUGCCUUCGAGUCCUCUGAGGCACAUGCGCUCCGGAUCACCUCUAAGGAGACGAAAAAGUAUCACCAUACCAAAGGCGUUUAAAAUGACUGAAAGGGAUGAGGAGGAUCGAAUUGUGAAUGAGCUUCGCUGCAUCCGCAAGUCCCUAUCCGACGACAUGCUGCAUCGGAAGAGAGACCGGCAGUGCUUCCGCGCCAGACCCGUGCCCAUUGAGUCCAGGAUACCGCUCUACGACAAAAUACUCGAAGACCAGGCCAUGAGGCGAGCUAUAACGAAGAUAAACAGCGAAGCGGAGUUACGAGCUCAGAUGAAGCCCUUCAACUUCACGAAGCGCGAGGAGAAGGGCCUUCAGGUCCAGCCGGGGGUGUGCCAGCGCGCCGUGCAGACCGCGCCCAAGGUCAAGAGGAAGAAACGCUUCCGAGCCAGGCCCGUGCCCAAGAACCUGUUCUCCAACUACGUGUUUGAUAAGAUGAAGGAGGAUGAGUAUUUCAGAAGCUUCAACCGUCGCAUCAGAGCGGAGGAGAUGCUACGCACGGCUAGCCUGCCCGGCAGCAUGGCCACCAGGGACCGCAGCCGCCUGUCGACCCCCGCGGCCCACAGCGACCUGCCCAUCGACCCCUCCCCGCCCUGCCCCUCGCCCCCCGCCUCCUUCGACAGACACAGGGCCAAGAGCCCCGCGAAGGAGUGGAAGAAGCGAGAGAAGAAAGAGUUCAUAACGACUAGCCCGCAGCCGUUUCAUUUGAACACGGCUGAGAGGGCCGCUAAAAAGAUGGAAGAUCUCAAAAAAAUAUACCAAGAGAGCAAGUACCAGGAGAGCAAAAGUACGCCGAGCGUUGGCGAUAGUGGGCCGGCGGGAAGCAGGACCUACUCUGCCCUGGAGCUGCGGGCGCACGCGGCCGGGCGCUCCAACCUGGCUGCGCUGCUGAGGGCCGAGGCUGUGAGGCGCCGGUUCGAGAUGGAAGCCACCAGCCGAUUGGCGGAGCACCGACGCAGGGUCGAGUUGAGGACAAGAGAUCGCAUUUUGAGAUCCAAUCCUGCGUGGCAUCUUGUUAAGAAUAAUCACGAAGAGGACAUAAAAUUACGGCUGCAAACGCGGCGGGACGAGGAGAGGAUGAGACGCGAGGAGUUUCUACACGAGAUGGAGCUGAUGUACGGACGGGUGCAGCAGCAGCCGAUGCUGUUUGAGCGCUACUACGCCCCGCGCGCCCAUGCUUCCCUGGUAGAUUCCAUUCAGCUCUCGCCAAGAAAACAGCGGAGACGCUCAAAGAGCAAAUCCCACUACAAUACUCCAAGUAGAUCCCGUAAAGUUUCCAUCAACGACACCGCUGAGACUAUACAGGGGGAUGUGAUGGAUUAUCUAAAUCGAAUAGAUAAUGAUAAGUAUUCCGACUCGGAAGGCCUAGAAAGUUUAGAAGGCGGUAAAUAAUAAUGCGACAGUUCGAUUUGAUAACGUGUAUGUACAAAAUAAUAACAAAUAACUUAGCGUAAUUAAUUAGUAGGUCCUAUCAUGUCAAAAAACUAAAAUCACACUUUUGUAAAAUAGUAUUAAAAUUUCUUGGUAGAAUACAGUGUGGGAUUAGACGAAAUAUAAAUGAACUAAAGCUUGGAAA
Molecule: messenger RNA, 2605 nt
Organism: Plutella xylostella (diamondback moth)
Lineage: Eukaryota; Metazoa; Arthropoda; Insecta; Lepidoptera; Plutellidae
Product: protein FAM161A
Biological process (GO): cilium organization
Cellular component (GO): cilium
Source: RefSeq, a predicted model, not a curated record